Hypanus sabinus (Atlantic stingray) is the source of this 3675-nucleotide messenger RNA. RefSeq names its product N-fatty-acyl-amino acid synthase/hydrolase PM20D1-like. Gene Ontology annotation, biological process: amino acid metabolic process. The coding region runs from base 2 to 1759 and encodes 585 amino acids. NCBI's taxonomy places the organism in Eukaryota, Metazoa, Chordata, Chondrichthyes, Myliobatiformes, Dasyatidae. Gene Ontology annotation, molecular function: hydrolase activity, acting on carbon-nitrogen (but not peptide) bonds, in linear amides. The transcript is spliced from 12 exons. The record is from RefSeq and is a predicted model, not a curated record.
UAUGUCAGCGAUAACGAUCCCAAUUCGGACCGUGCCUCUGUCGCUUGCGGAGUCGGACCGAAGCGAGAGCAGACAGUUCAUUGGCUGCGUGGCCGCUCGGGGCGUAGUGCAGCGAGAGAGUAGUACGUUAUAUAAAAUGCCAGACGCUCUCCGAUCUCGUUUGAUUGGAAUUGCACCUCACAGUGACCGAGCCGGACAGUGGGGAAUGUCCACCGCCGAUGAACUCAUGCCACGGCCGGGACAGAGAGAAAUGAGGUGCGCGAAAACCAGAGUGAAAACCACGGCGCUGGUCGCUCUGGUGCUGUUCUCGCUGCUGCUCAUCUUCCUCGCCGCCCUGUUGAUCCGGACCUACACGUUUCCCGCCGAGCAGCAAGCGGCAAUCGGUCAUCGUGCAGCCCUCACCGCGAACUUCAGCCUGAGCGAGAGAAGGGUGAUGCUGGACAACUUCAGGGGAGCUCUGAGGAUUGCCACCGUGUCUCGGGGCGUCUCCGACUUCAACACGUCCGCACUGCGAGAGUUCGGCGACCAUCUGUCUCAAGUGUUUCCAAACGUGUUUUCCUCACCCGUUGUGCACCAUGAGACCGUUGCCAACUAUAGUCACCUGUUCACCGUCAGUGGCUCCAAUGACUCUCUCCAGCCAUACAUCCUGAUCGCCCACUUGGAUGUGGUCCCUGCAGUAGAAGAAGAAUGGGAGGUCCCACCAUUCUCUGCGGAGGAGCGCAAUGGCUACUUGUACGCACGGGGCUCUUUGGACGACAAGUUAUCUGUCAUGGGAAUUCUCCAAAGCUUGGAAUUGCUUUUGGAACGAGGCUACAAACCACAUCGAUCUUUUUAUAUUGGAUUAGGACACGAUGAAGAGGUCGGAGGGUACAAUGGCGCCAGGAACAUUGCCACAGUCCUGCAGUCCAGAGGAGUGAAGCUCGCCUACCUCCUCGACGAGGGUUCAGCCAUCUUCGAUGAAAUAAUACCUGGACUGGAGAAGCAGGUUGCAAUGAUUGCCACGUCUGAGAAGAGCUCUGCAACUAUUGGUCUGAGUGUGACCACAACUUCUGGCCACUCCUCGAUUCCUCCGAAGGAGACAAGCAUUGGAAUUUUGGCAGCAGCAGUGUCCAGGCUGGAGCGUAACCCGAUGCCCAGAAUGUUUGGACAGGGUCCAGAGCGUGGAUUGUUUGAACACUUGACUCCCCAGCUUCCUUUCCCCCUGAACAUGGUCAUGGCCAACCUGUGGCUGUUUGCACCACUAGUCAGCAGGAUUAUGGAGAAGAAACCAUCGACCAACAGUCUUGUGAGGACAACUACUGCAGUGACAGAGUUUCACGCUGGAAUUAAGGCAAACGUGAUUGCUUCUUCUGCAAGAGCAAUAGUGAAUUUCCGCCUUCACCCAGCUCACAGGCUAGAAGAGCUGCUUCAGCAGAUCCAGCAUAUUAUUUCAGACGAGCGAGUUAAGAUUGAAGUUCUAGAAUCGAGUCCUCCGAUUCCAAUGAGUUCCUAUGAUGACGACGCCUUUGGGUACCAAGUUAUCAAAGCAACAAUUGGCAAUAUUUUCCCUGAUGUGACCGUCACUCCAGGCCUCUGCAUUGCAAGUACUGACACCAAGCACUACCAGAACCUGACCACAGAACUUUAUAGAUUUACCCCAAUUAUCUUGAAGGAAGAGGACAUUUCUCGGGUGCAUGGUGUGAAUGAAAGAAUAUCUGUGAAGAACUAUGAAGAGGUGGUUCAAUUUUAUUUUACCUUGAUACAGAACUCAGACUCCUAGUUCCCACAGUUCCUCCUACGAUCUGCAGAGAAAGAGCCAACAGAAGACCCCAGAUCAAUGCAAUCUUGAAACGUAUGAAGUUCUCACAAACCUCGCCAGCAGUUAAUUCCUUCCACAGCUCUUGAAGUGGAUUCAGAAAAAAAAACACGCAACCUCAUUUCUGCGUAUCAAAGGAUAAACUUUCGAUGGCACAUGCUUCUGGAAUGUCGAGGCACGUGGGUGUUUGGAACAGGGUAUCCGUAGAACUGGUUUACUAAGUCUUCCUGAAAGGAUGAGGAAGUUGUUCUCCAGAGCAGUCCGGGACAUGUUGGAGGUGUGGAUACCAGUGGGGGAAAUCGCUCCUUCAAACUGCUGUCCCUUACUAGCGGAAUCACUUGAUAAUGGACAAUUCAGAGAAGCUGAGGAACAUCUGAACCCAGAUGAACUUUUCUUGUAGCAGAACGCGCUGUUGCUGUUCAACGAACUCAUGAAGAAACACUAGGAGAUAAAUAAAUGGGACCUUCACAUUGCUUGUAAAAGCAGGACCUCGUCUAAUUCUAAUCAAUGUGACUAUCAGUUAACUAUAAUAUGAUUUAUCACCACAGUCACAGGCUGGAAAUACUCCGCAGGUCAGAUUCAAAAGGCAUCUAUGGAUGUGGAAGGAAACGGUGAAUAAUGGAUCAAGCAUGAUUGUAUUUGAAUGGCAGGACAGGCUCAAAGGGCCAAAUGGCCUACUGGUCCUACUUUGGAUUUUCUAAGCCAGGUUGCCUUCUUGUGGAGGGAAUCAGAGUUAACAUCUGACUAUUGAUCCGAAGCAUUAACCCUGAUUCCCUCUCGACAGAAGCUGGCUGACAUUGUAUCUUGUGUCUUAUAAUGACAUAAGAUGAAACUGUGCAGUCCUGAAGAUCUGUACCAUCAUCCAGGGGUGCAAUUCCUAUUAAUCUCUCCCUCCUCUCCCCUGCAAUUACCACACGGCCACCAGUUUCCCUUCACGUGUUUUUGCCAUCGACCUAUAUACACAGUAACGGACACAAAAUGAUGGAGGAACUCAGCAGGCCAGGCAACAUCUAUGGAAAAGAGUAAGCGGUCGAUGUUUUGGGCCGAGACCCUUCACCAGGACGGGAAAAGAAGAUGAAAGCUGCCAGGAUAAAAAGGUAAGGGGGGGUGGGGGCCCAUCUUCAGGAUUCGGCCCAAAACCUCUUUUCCAUAGAUACUGCCUGGCCUGCUGAGUUCCUCCAGCAUUUUGUGUAUUUUUAUAUACGCAGUCUCCAAUUUACCUACCAGCACGGCGUUGUAAUGUUGGAAACCAGGGAGCUGACAGAAAGCCGACCGGUCACAGAGAGACCUGCUGAGUAUUUCCGGCAUUUUUGCCAUUUACUGCAUCUGGAGUACUUCACUUUUAAACUGCACAAAUCCACGUGAUUACUCUGCAGUGAGUACUUUGCUAGAUAUGCAGACCAUUGCACAACCUCGAAUCCAGUCACAGCACAGGGAAAUUUAAAUUAAUCUAAAUAAUUAGCAACUCACAUCAACAGCGACCAUGGAACUUUGAUCUGAGAACUCUACCCUCCUUUCUGUGUGACUCCAUACUCAUCAGUAUGGAUUGACUGUUAACUGUUAAAGACAAUUAAGGAGGGACAUUAAUUGCUGGUGUUACCGAUAAAUGCCUUCUCUACAUAUCAUUCAAUGUCUUUUGAGUGAUGUAGAUUUUAUGGAAUUAUAUUUAACAUAUAAUAUUUUCAAUAUAAUAUUUAUUGACCAAAGUUAAUGUAUAUUAAUUUCAAUCUUAUAUAAGUUAUAAUGCUGAAGUUUACACUGUUCUGUCAAGGGAAUUUUUUCCAACCAGUCUCCUGAAUUCUCUUGUCAGAUCAGUAUAUUAGUUAUUGCCAUAAUAAAUAUUUUUGAGUGGUUGAAUUAAAGUCUUUCAGGAUCAUGUA